AUGUACGGGAAACUAGGNAUUCAAAUGCAAAGAGCAAUGUUUGUUCUUCUAAUACUCUCUGUACCUUUGUCUGGUAAUCUAAAUACUUCACUAACAAUCUGGCAGAUCUCGGUUGGUCUUGGUGGCGCUGCGAGCAUAAGGGUCUCAAACGAGUUAGGUGCAGGGAAUCCACAAGUAGCGAAACUUGCUGUAUAUGUCAUUGUAGGCAUAGCAGUCGCCGAGGGUAUUGUUGUCGUAACGGUUUUACUGUCAAUUCGGAAAGUCUUAGGUCACGCAUUUAGCAGUGACCCUAAAAUCAUCUCAUAUGCCGCAUCAAUGAUACCGAUUGUCGCGUGUGGAAACUUCCUUGAUGGUCUCCAAUGUGUUCUGUCAGGGGUUGCAAGAGGAUGUGGAUGGCAGAAAAUUGGAGCUUGUGUGAAUCUUGGAUCAUAUUAUCUUGUAGGAGUUCCAUUAGGCUUAUUACUCGGCUUCCAUUUCCAUAUCGGUGGUUGGGGGCUUUGGCUUGGAAUCGUAACAGCAUUGGCUGUUCAAGUGUUUUGUCUUUCUUUAGUCACUAUAUUUACAAACUGGGAUAAAGAGGCAAAGAAAGCUACAAACAGAGUCGGUUCUUCAGAUGACAAAGAUGGUGUUGUCGAAUAA
Molecule: messenger RNA, 639 nt
Organism: Arabis nemorensis
Lineage: Eukaryota; Viridiplantae; Streptophyta; Magnoliopsida; Brassicales; Brassicaceae
Source: the annotation of a GenBank genome assembly